Molecule: messenger RNA, 921 nt
Organism: Sclerotinia sclerotiorum 1980 UF-70
Lineage: Eukaryota; Fungi; Ascomycota; Leotiomycetes; Helotiales; Sclerotiniaceae
Exons: 2
Coding region: 1-921 (306 amino acids)
Biological process (GO): phosphatidic acid biosynthetic process
Cellular component (GO): endoplasmic reticulum; membrane
Molecular function (GO): 1-acylglycerol-3-phosphate O-acyltransferase activity
Source: RefSeq, a predicted model, not a curated record
AUGUUCGCUCUUCUCUCUUACGCUACAAACCUUUCAAUCAUUUACACCGUCCUCACUUUAUCUCUCUACAUGCUUUCUCCUAUUCUUCCCAUCGCCGGUUUUUUCGCUCGCCUCCUCGCUGGUUAUAUUUCACUCGUCUUCUGUGCUUGUUAUGGCGUCUUCGUAUGCAUUAUCCUACGGCUCGUAGGGAAUUACCGCAUAUCACAAUGGGCCGCCGCUCGCGCUUACAAAUGGGCAAUGUGGUUUACAACCGGUGUAACAUUUGUCGUCGAAGAUCCCAACAAUUAUCUCGGUACGACACGCCCCGCAGUCUUUAUAGGUAACCAUCAAACCGAACUUGAUGUGCUCAUGUUAGGAUGUAUAUUCCCUCGAUAUUGUUCUGUCACCGCAAAAAAGAGUUUGAAGAAUGUGCCAUUUCUAGGAUGGUUUAUGAGUUUGAGUGGCACGGUAUUUAUUGACCGGGGCAAUGCGAAAGAUGCACGACAGGCGAUGGCGGGGGCAGCGACGGAAAUUAAAGAGGAGAAACAGAGCGUUUAUAUUUUUCCCGAAGGAACGAGAAGUUAUGCAAAGGAUCCGACAUUAUUACCUUUCAAGAAGGGAGCUUUUCAUUUAGCAGUUCAAGCUGGGGUUCCGAUUGUACCUGUUGUAGUCGCUUGUUAUAGUGAUGUUUUGCAUGUGCAAAGUUGGAGAUUUACAUCGGGGAGGAUACCAGUUCGAGUACUAAAACCUAUCGAGACCAAACACCUUACCUCGGCAGAUGUCGAAGAUUUAGCAAGAGAUACGAGAGAUUUGAUGUUAAGGGAAUUGGUAGCUUUAACUUCGAAAAAAGAAGGAAAACCAAUCGCUAUGCCAGCACAAAAUGCAGAUGGAGUUGUGAAAGCUAGUGGUACCGAAGCUCACGUAGAACAUCACAUACUAUAG